AAUUUCAAACCCUAACAGACCGAGGGACGGGCCCCUGGAUUGUAGAAUAACAUAAACACCAAAACGUUAAAGCGUUUAGCCGUAUCAUUUUUACGUUUCCUUUCAUAAACCAGUGCAUUGUCCUAAUCAAAGGCCGCGGUUUUUUUUUUUUAUCCCACUGGAUCCGCGAAAUAGCUCGUCCGCCGCCGCGUCUUCGCUCCCGUUUUCCGCGCCUGGUUCAUUUGAAUGAAAACCCGACUCGUUUGCAGCAGGUGUUGACCAACCCGGACACUGACCCACCCUAAACUAUUACUCUUUUUUUGGCGGACAUAGCAAGCAAUUUCUGCAAGAAACAUGCCGCGGUCCAACAGGCAAAAAGAAUACAAACCUGGAGAUCUGGUGUUUGCUAAAAUGAAGGGGUAUCCACACUGGCCUGCGAGGAUUGACGAAUUACCCGAAGGAGCUGUGAAGUCCCCCUCAAACAAGUACCAGGUGUUCUUCUUUGGGACACAUGAGACGGCGUUCCUGGGGGCCAAGGAUUUGUGCCCCUACGAUGAAAACAAAGAGAAGUUUGGUAAAGCAAACAAGAGGAAAGGCUUUGCUGAGGGACUUUGGGAGAUCGAGAACAACCCCACCGUCAAGCAUGAAGCCAACGAUUCAUCUAAGAAGGACAACGCUUCAGAAGGAGCAGGGGAUGCUGGGAGCACGGAGAAAGCAGACGCCGAGGGCAGCAGCGAUGAAGAUGAAGGGGCUCUGGUAAUCGACGAGAAGAACGAGAGGGGAGGGAAUAAACGAAAAGCAGAGGAGUCCACAGAGGCUUCACCCAAGCGGCCGAAGGAUACUGAGGCAGACGGUGACACGAAAGUCGACGGCAGCAAGUCUAAAGCGGAGGCCAAGCUCAAUGAUGUGGCCGGACCCAAGGCAAAUGCCCCCUCCUCACAGAGCGAGUCGAAAGCAGAGGCCCAGGACAAGGCUCCCGCAGGAGAGAAGCUAACAGCAGACAAGCCUGUGACAGACAGCGCUUAACGUCAACUCUCAGAAGAAAAAACCCAAGAAACUUUGAUGCUUUUCCCAGGAAUUUAAGCAUCAACAUGAUUACCUGCAGGAUGCCAGAUUUCAACUGUUUAAUUGAAAGGAUAAUAAAAAAACAAAAAACAAAAAGUUUGUAUUCAGAGACAAACAAAUCUUCAUCUGCCAUUUUUGGGAUAUCAUAUAUCCCAGAAACAAAACGUUUGCUAAUCUGGUUCCAAACUAUUGAACUGAGCACUUAAAGGCUCAUUUAUAAAUGGGAUUUUGGUGUGUAUAUAUUUUUUAUUUCUAAGUGCAAUUACAUAAUUACAAAGACUGAAUGCUAGGUGUCAAAAACAUUUUCAGUUCAGAGGGAAUACAAAACUGAAUAUAUAAAAACAUUUAAACCCCACAAAAAUUCAAAAUACUUAUAUCUGAUGGUUUUAAAACACAUUAUUGUACAGGAAUAAGAACAAAUGUUCACCCAAGCUUUCAUAAAUUCAAUGUUUUACUUACAUCUAUCUCACCUAGCUUAUCAGCCUCUUCUUAAAUAAUAUAUUCAGUCAUUGGAUACAUGAUGAGUUGCACUUUGAAAAUUAGGUUUUUUUUUUCAGCUGCCCUAUUAAUCAUUGUCUAGUUCACUGUAUGAUGUUUUAAUGCAACACAGGUUUUGUUGCUUUAGUGUAGUGGAAUGCUUCAUUGCAGGUGACCAAAUUACAGGAUUCUUUUCUCCAGAUUGAAUAUUUAAAGCCCAUUUGAAAAGUGCUAUUGUAGGAUCAAAUCAGUCACUUUUCAAAGCCCUAUUUUACUUCCAUCCGCUGAUGAAUGUUAAUUAUUGGAACCAGAAAGACAUUCCUGAAUGUUGUUGCUCAGUCUUUAAGUUUUGGAGUUCUUUUGCAGGUAGUAAAAGUUAUUUGUCGCAAUUUUUUCUGGAGAAAUGAUCUGGCAAACAUUUCAAAAUCCAUCAAGUCAACUGUCAAUUCCUCCCAGUUCUUAUUAAGCUCAUGUUAAUGCUGCCAUUGGUUCAUACUUGAAAUGUAACCAGGAAGAACACUUAGUUGCAUUCAUGAAUUGGUUGUACCAAAUACGUUUUUGUUUUUUUAAUGUAUAGCUCACAUUGUUAAUGCCAUCAUAUGAUCUCCACAAAUUCAUGAGAAGAGUGUAGUGAACCAUCUGUAAAGCUUAGUUUUUUCCAAACCUCUUAACUGGAAUAUGAGUCUGUUUUACUUCAAUGGUCUUAUUAUUUUGGCUGUAAAACAAAGUUGUGAUGUACAAGGUGUGUUCUAUUUUAUCAUUUGUUUAGACUACUGUUUAGACACUGUGUUACUUGGAUGUCAUUGUCAUCGCUUUAGUGUUCUUGCCUGUAUCUGGCAACAUGGAGUUACAGUUAAUCAAGUGAAGAACCUAAGGGAAUUUCAGCUUUUAAAAAUGAUCAUGAAACUGACUGCUUUGCCUAAAAACGGCUUAUACCCCCACCUAUAACAUUGCCCUAAUUGCAACUAAAAAAUGGUCGAAGGGGCCCAUCUGUAAUAUCGAGGGUAUCAUUUGGCAUUGAGGUGUUAUUCUUGGUUAAGCUUUCUCUUUUCCUUUCAGAAGCAUUCAUCUUUAUCUGCUGCUUACUGUUGUAGUUGCCAGUCCAUUUAAUAAACAUGUUGAUUACA
This is a messenger RNA of Gymnodraco acuticeps, 2648 nucleotides long. RefSeq names its product hepatoma-derived growth factor-like. The record is from RefSeq and is a predicted model, not a curated record. The coding region runs from base 334 to 1005 and encodes 223 amino acids. NCBI's taxonomy places the organism in Eukaryota, Metazoa, Chordata, Actinopteri, Perciformes, Bathydraconidae. Gene Ontology annotation, cellular component: nucleus. Gene Ontology annotation, biological process: regulation of transcription by RNA polymerase II. Gene Ontology annotation, molecular function: transcription coregulator activity; double-stranded DNA binding. The transcript has 6 exons.